ACUUUGAUUUCGUCAGUAUACAAUCUAAGACUGUAGCGUUUGUCUAUAUAUACUACUAAUAAUGCCUUUCUUUACUUCUCAUCUUAAAUUCCCAGUUAUACUUUGAAUCCUGUAAGGCCAGCCAACAUGGGGUUUACACCACCGUGCCUCUCUCAAUCUCUCUUUUUCAUUCUGUUUCUCUUCCAUUUCCACUCAACAAUUUCAUCUCCACUCUCCUCGAAUUACCAAUCUCUUUCUCUCCUUCAAUUCAAACAAUCCUUCUCCAUUGAUAGUUCUGCUUCAUCAGAGUACUGUCAAUAUCCCUUGCCAAAAACAGAGUCAUGGAAAGAGGGUACAGACUGCUGCUUGUGGGAUGGGGUCACUUGUGACCUGAAAACCGGGCAUGUCACUGGACUGGACCUCUCUUGCAGCAUGCUUUACGGCACCCUCCUUCCCAAUAAUUCUCUCUUCUCUCUCCAUCAUCUUCAACAGCUCGACCUCUCUUUCAAUGAUUUCAACACCUCCCAUAUUUCUUCUCGAUUUGGCCAGUUCUCCAAUCUAACACAUCUUAACCUAAGUGGUUCAGAUCUUGCAGGCCAAGUUCCGUCAGAAAUCUCUCACCUCUCCAAAAUGGUUUCACUUGAUCUCUCUUGGAACUACGAUCUAAGUCUAGAACCACUUUGUUUUGACAAGCUUGUUCGAAACCUAACCAAGCUUAGAGAACUCCAUCUGAGUUGGGUAAACAUGUCACUAGUUGUUCCUGAUUCCUUGAUGAAUCUGUCUUCUUCUCUGUCAUCACUUGAAGUCCUCGACUGUGGAUUGCAAGGAAAACUCCCAUCCUCAAUGGGGAAAUUUAAGCACCUCCAGUACUUGGAUCUUGGAGGGAACAAUCUUACUAGUCCAAUUCCAUAUGAUUUUGAGCAACUCACUGAGUUGGUUUCACUUGAUCUCUCUGGAAACGGCUAUCUAAGUCUAGAACCAAUUUCCUUUGACAAGCUUGUUCGAAACCUAACCAAGCUUAGAGAACUCGAUCUGAGUUCGGUAGACAUGUCACUACUUGUUCCCGAUUCCUUGAUGAAUCUGUCUUCUUCUCUGUCAUCACUCAAACUCAUUGACUGUAGAUUGCAAGGAAAACUCCCAUCCUUAAUGGGGAAAUUUAAGCACCUCCAGUACUUGCGUCUUCGAGGGAACAAUCUUACUGGUUCAAUUCCAUGUGAUUUUGAGCAACUCAUAGAGUUGGUUUCACUUGAUCUCUCUGAAAACUUCUAUCUAAGUCCAGAACCAAUUUGUUUUGACAAGCUUGUUCGAAACUUAACCAAGCUUAGAGAACUCAAUUUGGCUUCUGUAAAUAUGUCUUUGGUUGCACCUAAUUCCUUGACCAAUCUGUCCUCUUCUUUGUCAUCUCUCUCCCUCGGUAAGUGUGGAUUGCAGGGGAAAUUCCCGGGUAACAUCUUUCUCCUCCCAAACCUUGAAUUUCUCUAUUUGUCAAACAACGAAGGCCUUACUGGCUCUUUUCCUUCGUCCAAUUUGAGUAAUGUCCUCUUUCUGUUGGGUCUUUCUAAUACAAGAAUUUCAGUUUAUUUAGAAAACGACUUAAUCAGUAAUCUAAAGUCAUUAGAAUAUAUGUCUCUUCGUAAUUGUAACAUUAUAAGGUCAGAUCUGGCUCUGCUUGGUAAUCUCACACAGCUCACCUAUUUAGAUCUCUCAAGUAACAAUUUUAUAGGUGAGAUCUCAUCAUCAAUUGGAAACAAUACCUUUUCAAAUUUAAAAUAUCUAUUAUUAUUUGAUAACUUGUUCAAUGGAACAAUACCAUCCUUUUUGUUUGCUCUUCCCUCUUUACAAUUUCUUAACCUUCAUAACAAUAAUCUCAUAGGCAAUAUAAGUGAAUUCCAACACCAUUCAUUGGUAAACCUUGAUUUGAGCAGUAACCACUUGCAUGGUACAAUCCCAAGUUCAAUUUUCAAACAAGAGAACUUGGAAGCCCUCAUUCUUGUGUCCAAUAGUAAAUUGACAGGUGAGAUUUCUUCUUCUAUUUGCAAGCUGAGAUCCCUUGAGGUCCUAGACUUGUCCGACAACAGCUUGAGUGGUUCUAUACCAUUAUGUUUGGGGAACUUCAGCAGCAAGCUCUCAGUAUUGCAUCUAGGCAUGAACAAUCUUCAAGGCACUAUCCCUUCAACAUUUUCAAAGGGUAAUAGCUUGGAAUAUCUCGACCUCAAUGGAAAUGAAUUAGAAGGGGAAAUAUCACCAUCUAUCAUCAACUGCACAAUGUUGGAAGUUCUUGAUCUUGGCAACAAUAAGAUUGAGGAUACAUUUCCUUAUUUUCUAGAAACGCUUCCGGAGCUGCAAAUUCUAAUUCUAAAAUCCAAUAACCUCCAAGGUUUUGUGAAGGGUCCGACUGCAGAUAAUUCCUUCUUUAAAUUAUGGAUUUUUGACAUCUCUGACAAUAAUUUUAGUGGGCCGUUGCCAACAGGGUAUUUUAAUACUCUUGAAGCAAUGAUGAUCUCAGAUCAAAACAUGAUUUACCUUAACACGACAAAUGACAUUGUCUGUGUUCAUUCCAUAGAAAUGACAUGGAAAGGUGUAGAAAUUGAGUUUCCGAAGAUCCGAAGUACCAUCAGAGUACUAGAUUUGUCAAAUAACAGUUUUACUGGAGAGAUUCCAAAGGUGAUCGGAAAGCUUAAAGCACUACAACAACUCAACCUCUCUCAUAAUUUCCUUACAGGUCAUAUCCAAUCAUCAUUGGGAAAUUUGACCAAUUUGGAAUCAUUAGACCUAUCUUCAAAUUUGCUUACCGGAAGGAUUCCAAUGCAGAUGGCACAUCUAACAUUUCUUGCAACCCUAAACCUUUCACAUAACCAGCUGGAGGGGCCCAUACCAAGUGGAGAGCAAUUCAACACCUUUGAUGCAAGAUCAUUUGAAGGAAACUCGGGUUUAUGUGGCUUUCAAGUACUAAAAGAAUGCUACGGUGACGAGGCACCAUCAUUGCCGCCAUCAAGCUUUAAUGAAGGAGAUGAUUCAACAUUGUUUGGAGAAGGAUUUGGAUGGAAAGCUGUGACAAUAGGGUAUGGAUGCGGGUUUCUGUUUGGAGUUGCAACGGGAUACGUUGUGUUUAGAACAAAUAAACCUUCAUGGUUACUUAGGAUGGUUGAAGAUAUAUGGAAUCUCAAGAGCAAAAACACGAAGAAGAAUUUCCGCAGAUAUGGUGCUAGAAGAAACUAAAUAAUUCAAUUGAUAUUUUCAAUACAAACAAGAUAUCAAGUGGAUUUGACAUUGAAACAACACCAGGGUGGCAUAUUCCCUUUACUUUUUUCUCUCUUUUUUUAGUUUCAAGGUUAAUUGGGUGUUUCUUUUAUGAAAACGAAUCCAUGUAUGUAACACAGGUUUGUGUUAACUAUAAAAUCAUUUAUGUUUUGGGUCCUA
Molecule: messenger RNA, 3399 nt
Organism: Populus trichocarpa (black cottonwood)
Lineage: Eukaryota; Viridiplantae; Streptophyta; Magnoliopsida; Malpighiales; Salicaceae
Product: receptor-like protein 9DC3
Exons: 2
Coding region: 127-3198 (1023 amino acids)
Molecular function (GO): protein binding
Source: RefSeq, a predicted model, not a curated record